Trichosurus vulpecula (common brushtail) is the source of this 2250-nucleotide messenger RNA. It is a transcript of the gene NR1H2, whose product is annotated as nuclear receptor subfamily 1 group H member 2. Gene Ontology annotation, molecular function: RNA polymerase II cis-regulatory region sequence-specific DNA binding; zinc ion binding; nuclear receptor activity. The transcript has 9 exons. NCBI's taxonomy places the organism in Eukaryota, Metazoa, Chordata, Mammalia, Diprotodontia, Phalangeridae. The coding region runs from base 420 to 1784 and encodes 454 amino acids. Gene Ontology annotation, biological process: negative regulation of transcription by RNA polymerase II; lipid metabolic process; positive regulation of transcription by RNA polymerase II. The record is from RefSeq and is a predicted model, not a curated record.
GGCCUGGGGUUGCCGGAAGAAGUGGCGAAGUUACUUUUCGCGGGGCGAUCCUGGGGGGGCGGCUUGGAGGCGGCGGCCGCGGGCAGUGGACGGAGGCCCGAGGGGGUGAGGGAGACGAGAGACGCCUCGGGGGCAGCCGCGGACAGGAGCCUCCCCGCCCAGAGCCCGAGCUGUGGCGUGCGCAGCCAUGAGCCGGGCUCGCCUGCGGUGACCCACCAUGGCUUCCCCUGGGAUCAUCGGCACCCCUGCGGCCCCGGCCCCCGCCCCGGGUGAGUCCCUUGGUCCCUGAAGCCGGAGAGUCCAGAGAGCUCCCCUCGGACGCUCAGGGGCAGAGGCCCCGGCACAGUCCCAGAUGGAGGGGCCUUGGGGUGACUGAGUGGGGGCCCCCUUACUUCGCAGAUGUGGAUCUGAAGCCAUAGAUGGCAAGUGACUCUCAGCCCAAGGUCACACAGAGAGAUGAUGACAGCGGGGCCUCAAAGUUCAUAAAGGAAGAGGGGCCUGAGCCCGGGAUGACUGGGACCAGCCCCCCCAGCACUGAGCCCGAUGGCUCUAUCCCUGCCGUCCCGGCGGGGGAGGGCUCUGCCUGCGGCAUAGUGGAGGAGCCGGAGCCCGAGCGGAAGCGCAAGAAGGGCCCGGCCCCCAAGAUGCUGGGCCACGAGCUGUGUCGCGUGUGCGGGGACAAGGCGUCGGGCUUCCACUACAACGUGCUGAGCUGCGAGGGCUGCAAAGGCUUCUUCCGGCGCAGUGUGGUGCGUGGCGGUGCCCGGCGCUAUGCCUGCCGCGGGGGCGGGGCCUGCCACAUGGAUGCCUUCAUGCGCCGCAAGUGCCAGGAGUGCCGCCUGCGCAAGUGCCGCGAGGCGGGCAUGCGGGAGCAGUGCGUCCUGUCCGAGGAGCAGAUCCGCAAGAAGAGGAUCCAGAAGCACCAGCACUCGGGGCCGGCGCCGGUCUCGGGGGCCUCGGCCGCUCCCGGGGCUCCUGUCCCUGGGCCAGCGGGCUCCCCGGCUGCCUCCUCCGAGGCCACGGGGCCGGGCUCCGCCGACGGUAGCGGCAUCCAGCUCACGCCCGACCAGAAGCUCAUGAUCCAGCAGCUUGUGUCGGCCCAGCUGCAGUGUAACAAGCGCUCCUUCUCUGACCAGCCCAAGGUCACGCCCUGGCCACUGGGGGCCGACCCCCAGUCGAGGGACGCGAGGCAGCAGCGAUUCGCCCACUUCACGGAGCUGGCCAUCAUCUCUGUGCAAGAGAUCGUGGACUUUGCCAAGCAGGUGCCGGGUUUCCUGCAGCUGGGGCGCGAGGACCAGAUCGCACUGCUCAAAGCCUCCACCAUCGAGAUCAUGUUGCUGGAGACAGCGCGGCGGUACAACCAUGAGACAGAAUGCAUCACGUUCCUGAAGGAUUUUACCUACAGCAAGGAUGACUUUCACCGAGCGGGCCUGCAGGUAGAGUUCAUCAACCCCAUCUUCGAGUUCUCGAGGGCCAUGCGGCGGCUGGGUCUGGACGACGCGGAGUAUGCGUUGCUCAUCGCCAUCAACAUCUUCUCUGCCGACCGGCCCAACGUGCAGGAGCCCAGCCGGGUGGAGGCGCUGCAGCAGCCCUACGUGGAGGCUCUGCUCUCCUAUACCCGCAUCAAGAUGCCACAGGACCAGCUGCGGUUCCCGCGGAUGCUGAUGAAGCUGGUGAGCCUGAGGACACUGAGCUCCGUGCACUCUGAGCAGGUGUUUGCCCUGCGCCUCCAAGACAAGAAACUCCCCCCGCUGCUGUCUGAGAUCUGGGAUGUCCACGAGUGACCGGGGAGUGGCUCCCACUGGCCCAUCCCCAGCGCUGCCCCCGCUCCUCGGGCCCUGUCUGGCGGAGGCCCGGGGCAGCCCCGAGAGCUCGGCCCGGUUCCUGCGGGCCGGUGCAGGCUUGGGGCUCCGGCCACAGGGCCCACGGCGAGCUCCUGAGUAGGGACCUCGGUCACCAGGUGGUCCGAGGCCCUGCUCCUGAUGUUGUCUUCCUGGGGGAGGGGUGGGUGGGUCGUUGACCCUUGACCUUUGACCCCGGCACUUACCUUUCCUGUCCUCCCCUGCUUACACAGCGCAAUGCACCUUGAAGGGAAGGGGGUGACCUGACUCUGCCUAGAGUCAAGGGGGGCAGGGCCUUUGGGUCCUCUGUUUCCUGUGGUCCCAAGGGAGAUGAGAGGGCCCUUCCCCUCCGCUCCUUUUAUUUAAUAAGCAAGACAAAGUAAAAUCUUAAUAAAAAUGUCAAAGAGAA